AUGCGGUGGUCCACAGGCCUCUUGUUUUUGAUCGCCUGCGCCUGGAUGGCGGGGUGCCAGGCCAGCAACGAUGCCGAUCCACUUGCCUAUUCUUACCUUGAAGAUCCCGAGUCCAUUUCGGGUACUUGUGAUGACGAAUCAAACCUCUACUUUUGCUUCGAUCAAAACACCGUUUACACCACCAGCUGCGAUGCAAGUAGCCUCAGUCAAGCUACUCGAGCCUCCAGCAACUUCAUGUGCACCGGCGGCGCCAUCGACUACUCCCCUGGUGACACCCCCUUCCCGGGUUGCACCGGCGAUCGCGAAUGCAGCGCCGGCCUGUACUGUAGCGAUACCUGUCAAUUGGGCCUCUGCGGUUACGGCGUACCCGAGGGCACGACCCCCGACACUGCCAGCGGUGUUUCUGGUUACUGCCAGCCCUGUGCCCUCCUACCCUUUGACGACCGCUUCGCCAACUGCCACCUCAACCCCGUCUCCCCCUUGUUUGCGGGCAGCAUUGAAUCCGCCACCGGUCGCCCGGUCGAUGUCGUCUUUACCCCCGUCGAAAAUGACGGUGAAACUGGCGUCAACCUCACCAAUCCCGCCCGCCUGCACCAAGCCGUCGAUACGGAUGAACUAGUCUCCCCGCAGCGUAAUGAUGUACUGUACAUUGAUUCACUCUCCGAGGUGUACCAGGGCAGUACCUACAUCAACAGCUACGCAGUGCAGGUCGAUCAAGCCUUCAACACCCGGGCCUUGUAUAUCGGCCUAGGCGUUAGCCUGACGUUGAACAACCCUCUGUACAUUUGGCCCGCCGACACACAGCGCCUCUGCGUCGCCGGAGAAAUGGUCGGCUAUACCGACGAACAGGGCCAGGCCAGUUGCUUCCGAAACUGCCCCGACCGCUGCCUCUCCUGCGCCAUGUCCGAGAACAGCGACUUUGCACCUUUCUACUUUGCUGCCCGUGGCCGAGGAAUCGCCAGUAGCACCAUCGCCCCCGUCACCGCCCCUGUCAGCAACAAACAAGGUUGCUUUGCCAAGUGCGCCGACAUUAACGCUGCCCCCGGCACUGCCCAUGGCUGCUUUGGGUUUCAGUUUGACACCAGCACCCUCAGCUGCCGCAUCUUCACGUCUUACGCCCCAGACCUCGACACCGAGGCGACCAAUGUCGCCGACACAACUGAGGUGUACCUUCGCCAGGGUUGCCGCACCUGCAACCCCGGUACCGUCUGGAACAAGUAUGCCAACGCCUGCGAAUACAACUCGGUGCCCCCAACCCCCAUCCACGUCUCAGACGCCAACGACGAAGCCUACAUUACCGAAGAGUACCUCGUCUCCACUGCCACCACCACCGCCGAGCGCAUCCUCUUUACCAACUAUGUCCAAGUGCGCGACCCUGAUGUAGCGGUCUUCUCCGUCUACCCACAAGGCCAGGUGGGUAGUCCCUCGCCGCUCACCAUCCUCACUAGCCCCGUCGCCGACGCCGUCGGCAUUGUUCGCAUUGAUGUCCUUCUUCCGGCCAAAUCGACCACCGAACGCGCCACGGCGGUCACCACCUACCUGCCUGGUAGCAACUACGCCCUCGUUCUCGCAGUCGAUGAUGGAUUUGCCUCGUGUGUUGUGGACGGCAGCCCCCUUGUCGGUGGCUGCACGACACAGAUCGACCUUCUUCUUUUCGUGCCCUCGCUCGAUUGCCCAGCCUCGGCCCUCGAAUACAGCAACCCCCGUGAGGCCGUCGAGUUUGCCUUUCCUGACACUGAUGGCGACGGUAUCGCCGAUACUGUCACCGUGCAAGGACUUGACGAUGAUGUUGACGCCGCGCUUGACGCAGAAUACACCGACGACGCCUUCUUCGGUGUCAGCACUGGCGUUGUCAGCCUUGAACCCCGUCAAGAACCAUACACCUUUGCCUAUAUGUGGACCCACGCUGCCCUCCGCGGCGAGCUCCGCUGUGAGCGUUCUUUUACCGUCCUACAGGGCUUCUCCAUGGGUUCCUCAGUCAUCGAUCACCUCGAGCGCGCUCGUGCCCAAUACGACAUCUUCCUGGCCCCUGCCACCCUAAGCUCAAUCACGCCAGAUCUCCCUGAGUUUAAUGCCACCCUGAUUCAAAACUCUACCCUCAACUUUGGCGUCGUCAACGAUCUCAACACGGACAUUGGCAACAUUCCCUUCUCCCUCGAGGUUUCGCCCAACAACACUGAAAUCACCGUCACAUGGCAAUUGGAAUGGUGCACCGAGUCGGCUGCUGCCAAUCCGACGUACAUUGACGCUGGCAUUACCACGCUCACCCUCAACCUCAUUGACGGGGUCAUGAACGUUGGCAACGGCACUCUCUGGAGCACGGCCGAUGGUGCUUGCAUCCACAGCGCGGGUGAAUUACCCAUUCAGCUGCCGGACGACAUUUUCGAUGACGGCGUUACCCUCUACUCUGUUGGCGUCACGGCCAUCAACUUUUUUAUCCAGUCCAGCGUAGACCUGCUUGAUGAUGGCGCCACGACUUACAAGGCCGGUGCUGACAACCGACUCAUCUUCGUCUUUAAUGACCCCACUUUUGCAUCGCGAAUGACCAACGUCGAUAGCACGGCACCACGCAUCAUCGAUUGCCCGCAAACCAGCGAAAUUCUCCAAUAUAUUCGCGAAACAUUCAACCUGGAGAGCAACCAGGACGCCACCCUUCCGCUCGGCACCGACAGUGUGUUUGUGACCUGGGAAGUACCCAUUGCCGUCGACAAUGUCGACCUGGAUACCGAGGCCAUUCCCGAUGAGAAUCAGCCCGAGCCCAACUCUACCCUCACCGUCUAUGGGUCACCAUACUUUGUGCGCUACACGGCCACGGACGCAAGCGGUAAUGAAGCCGAGGCGGCAUGUGUCUUUGAGAUUCCCAUUGACCAGUUUGAUUCGCCACAGACGACCGUUGCGCUGGAGCAACAGGUGCUGCACACCACCAAUUUGCCCGUGAGCCUUUCAUCGGGGCUGCUCGACCUGAAGACAAAGACCUUCACCCUCCUGGACACGCCCAUCGACCCGUUGACCGCCUCUGUCAAUCAGAUGACCAAUCUCCUCACCUUGACAGCUCUCAAGUCUGCGCUCAUCCAUGGCAUCCACAUUCGUUCGCGGGAGGAUGCCUACAAAAUGCAGUUCUACGUCGAGCUCGCCAUUGACGAGUAUGCCAACAAGCGUGUCUAUUUGGAUGAUGCACAGGACGAGGGAAACCGUUACCUGCGAGACACGGACAUUCCUGCCGUCGUGGAAAUCAUGUUCUCCGGUAUCCAGGAGCCCACCAAUGGUGACGAAGCCCCCUAUCUGGAGGAUCGCUGGUAUAAGCUUGAGAGCGCCGUGGUGAGCUACAACGCCAUCGACAAUACAGAAGUCUUCAGCGGCUACAGCCCCAGCUUCGAUGUCGACUUUGUCUUCUCGUCCGUCUCGCUGCGCGUACGCUAUCCUAAGACCCGCGAGGUGACUCUCGCCACGAUUGAUGCGCAUUUCAAGCUUGAAUUCAUUUACACGCUCCACGCGGACGACAACGACAACGCCGAGCUCUUAGAAAUCGUCGACUUUGACCCGAAUCCCCCGGUCAUUUCCAGCACCGACCUUGCAUCCGGAGAAGCGAUACUCGUGACAGAUCCAGAAAAGCCGUACGCUACCUUUACAUACCAUAUCACGACCACGACCAACGACAAAACGACAAUCCUGUUGAACGGCAAGCGCGUCGAGGUUGUGGACGCUUCAGCCUUGAGCAAUAUUGUGAUUAGCCCUGAAAAUGGCACAGAACUUGAAAUCGAUGACGACGGCCACACCAUCACAGUCACUGCCACAGAUGAUGACCUCAACUUUGCCACGGCCUCGUAUAUUUUCAACGUGGUGGACAUUGAGCCGCCUCGCUUUGUACCUGGUUGCCCCCGCAGUGUGAGCAAGGUCGUGCCGGCCACGGCAACAAAUGGUGAAGCAGAAUUUGCCGAGAACGAGGUGUCUCCUUUGGAGAGUGAAAUCUUCGACAACGAUGAGGUCGAGGAUGUCACUGUUUUGUAUUACAGCCAGUCCUACUCGUACCUCGAGUCAGGCGCGAACGUGACCACCAUUGCCAUGGAUGAUCAUGACAAUCAGGCCACAUGCGUGGUCUUCAUCUACGUGACAGAUGAAACCCCGCCACAGAUCACGUGUCCCACAGCGACCAUCUCGCAGCUUACCACUGAUGCAUCUGUCACAGUGGAUUUGGAGAGAGAGGUUACAGUCUCCGAUAACUCGGGUGAGAGCAUCGAGCUCGUUUUCAACGUGACUAGCUUUGAGUUUGCCGCCGAUACUGAGACCUGGGUUCAGGUUUCUGGCACUGAUAGCUCAGGCAAUGCUGCCACCCCUUGCGUGUUGGUGGUAUUGGUGGAGGGAGUGGCCGGUGCGGGCGCCAACGCGGCGCAAUCAGCUGCUUCGGGCACGUCGUCGGUGAUUGUGGGCGCUGCUUCCGGUGCGGGUGCUCUCAUUAUCAUUUUAGCCAUCAUCGUUCUGUACGCCAUGCGAUCUCGUGCCAACCAGGCGGCCGACUUUCACGCCCUCAAAGCGCGCCUCGAGCAGGAUUCAAACAUGCAGCUUUCCAAGGAGCCGCGCGAGCUUAAUCGCGAGUGGCUCAUUGUCCUCAGUGAGCUGGGUCAAGGCGCCUUUGGCAUCGUCUAUGAGGCCUCUCUCAGUGAGCCCAAGGCCCCAGAAAUCCAGGUUGCCGCCAAAUCCCUCCGCAAAGACGCUCUGGACAACGAGCGGGAGGAACUGCUUGAGGAGGCCUUGGUCAUGGCACAGAUGGAGCAUGCCAAUGUGGUGGGCCUCAUUGGCGUCAUCACCAAGGGCCGCCCCAUCUACGUGGUCCUGGAGCACAUGCGUAACGGGUCUCUGAAGGACUACGUGAAGAACAAGACGUGUACACCGGCCCAGCAAGUGGCUUGGAGCCGCCAGGUGGCCAGCGGCAUGGCCCACAUCCACUCGCUCGGUUUUAUUCACCGCGAUCUGGCCGCGCGCAACGUGCUGUUGUCGGCAUCGCUGACGGCCAAGGUGGCCGAUUUUGGUUUGGCCCGUGAGAGCACGGAUGAUGCCUACUAUCGCUCGCGGGGUGGCAAUGUACCUGUGCGCUGGACCGCCCCCGAGUCGCUCAAUCAAAAUCUGUUCAGCGAGAAGAGCGAUGUGUGGGCCUUUGGUGUGCUGAUGUAUGAGGUGUAUACCAAGGCGGCUAUGCCAUAUACCGGUUGGAACAACCAACGCGUGUGGAUCGAGGUGACCAACGGUUAUCGACUCGAGUGUCCGCCUGAUUGUCCCAGCGAUGUGUACAAAGUCAUGUACGCGUGCUGGGCGCUCACGCGCGAAGAUCGGCCAACGUUUAGCGAGUUGGAACAGCGCCUCGGGGAGAUUGACGUCGCGGAAGAGGGAGGCGCUGGUGCAGCUUCGGCUGCAUCCCCGGCUGCGUCCGCUACCAAGACGGCGGUGGCCAACUCCUAUGUGGACGUACGAUUUGACAAGAACCAGGAGAAGGGAGGUAGCAGCAAUCCUGCCAACGACUAUCUGGAAGUGCAAAAUUCAGCAGAAAUGCCCAACCAGUAUGAGGAUGUAUUGGAUGGCGCCAGCUCGACACGUGUGGCCACGUCGAGCGACGUGGGAGCCCGGGUCACUGUGACGGGCUACGGCACGGGCAUGUUGCGAUUCUAUGGGCCCCAUCACGUGAAGCGUCACUUGCGUUGUGGUGUACACCUCGAUCAGCCCCUGGGCAACAACAAUGGUGUCGUGGGUGGUCAUACCUAUUUCAACUGCCCCGAUAAGCAUGGUGUUUUGGUGGUGCCGUCCAAGGUGUUUGUGCUUCUAACCGAGGAAGGUGACAACGCGUACGAGUACUCAAUGUCCGUGAGUACCAAUGGGCGGCCCUCGCUGGCGCCACCCGCGCCCGCCGACGGCGUCUACGAGGAGCCCGUGCCCGUCAAUGGCGUCGCCUAUGAUGUUCCAGGUCAAGGCCAGCAGGUUGUGCAGGGCAGUCGCACUGCUGGCACCAGUGCUUAUGAGCUUGUGGACCAGGAUCCCAAGAACAUGUACGAGCAGCCUGUGCCCAUCAGUGCGCAGGCCAGCCCCAAGCUGAAUCAAAGUGAGUACGAGUACUCGGCUGGCAGCAACUUGAAUGUGUCCGACAACGCCUAUGAAUAUUCGAGCGCCCCGAACCUGAACGCGACCACGGAGACGGAAUAUGAAUAUUCAGAAGCGCCGUCGACCCUGCACAAGCGACCCUCCGAAGUCUUUGAAGGCUUCAGCCACACCGCCCUGUAA
Molecule: messenger RNA, 6267 nt
Organism: Monosiga brevicollis MX1
Lineage: Eukaryota; Choanoflagellata; Craspedida; Salpingoecidae
Exons: 7
Coding region: 1-6267 (2088 amino acids)
Biological process (GO): protein phosphorylation; cell surface receptor protein tyrosine kinase signaling pathway; multicellular organism development
Cellular component (GO): signaling receptor complex
Molecular function (GO): transmembrane receptor protein tyrosine kinase activity; ATP binding
Source: RefSeq, a predicted model, not a curated record